Leishmania braziliensis MHOM/BR/75/M2904 is the source of this 732-nucleotide messenger RNA. Its product is annotated as putative NAD dependent deacetylase. The transcript has a single exon. Gene Ontology annotation, molecular function: protein-succinyllysine desuccinylase activity; protein-malonyllysine demalonylase activity; NAD+ binding. The record is from RefSeq and is a predicted model, not a curated record. Bases 1 to 732 code for a protein of 243 amino acids. NCBI's taxonomy places the organism in Eukaryota, Euglenozoa, Kinetoplastea, Trypanosomatida, Trypanosomatidae.
AUGAAGGCGUGUCGGUGUAUCACCGUCCUCACCGGCGCCGGCAUCUCUGCUGAGUCGGGAAUUCCAACAUUUCGUGACGGCGAUGGACUCUGGUGCAAUCACCGUGUCGAGGAUGUAGCAUCCCCAGACGCAUUCCUCGCGAACCCAGCUCUCGUGCAGCACUUCUACAACGAGCGUCGCCGCAAUCUUCUGUUGAGCUCCGUCAGGCCGAACAAAGCGCACAUGGCACUCGCAAGGUUAGAAAAUGAGCUCAGAGGAAAGACAAAAGUGGUUGUUGUUACGCAGAACGUGGACGAUCUGCAUGAACGCGCUGGAUCAACACAUGUUUUGCACAUGCACGGCGAACUUCUGAAGGUCCGCUGCACCGUCACGGGAAAGGUAUUUGUGUGGACAAAGGACAUUGUGCGAGACGCUGACUGCUGCCCAGAUUGCGGCCUACUUGGCACGUUGCGCCCGCACAUUGUUUGGUUUGGUGAGAUGCCGCUCUACAUGGACAAAAUCGAGUCGGUCCUGUCGGAGACAGAUAUCUUUGUUUCCAUCGGCACCUCCGGAGAUGUGUACCCCGCCGCGGGAUUUGUGCAGCGUGCGCAGUUUUACGGCUCGACGACGCUGGAGCUGAAUCUUCAGGAGGGCUCCAACAACUCUUUUUUUCAGGAGUCCAUCUACGGCAAAGCAAGUGACAUUGUGCCAGCUUGGGUGGACCGAGUGCUGAAAGCGAGCUCAGGGUGGUGA